Phalaenopsis equestris is the source of this 1317-nucleotide messenger RNA. RefSeq lists its product as uncharacterized. The record is from RefSeq and is a predicted model, not a curated record. NCBI's taxonomy places the organism in Eukaryota, Viridiplantae, Streptophyta, Magnoliopsida, Asparagales, Orchidaceae. Gene Ontology annotation, biological process: DNA integration. The transcript has 4 exons. Bases 1 to 1317 code for a protein of 438 amino acids. Gene Ontology annotation, molecular function: nucleic acid binding.
AUGGCAUAUUAUUCGCCCAAGAAGUUUACAGUCUUCUACAUUGAUCCAGAGAAUUACUUCUCCAAAUGGGCGGAGGCAGUGCCGCUUCGGGAAGUUACAGCAAAUCAGGUCCUCCAAUUUUUCAAGACACAAGUUGUUUACAGAUUUGGAGUUCCUCGAAGAAGAAUCUCGGACAACGGGACAGCUUUCAAAAAUACAAAGAGAAACAACUUCGUUCGAAGACACGGAAUAGAUUGGAGAUACUCAACAAUCUAUUACCCUAAAGCUAAUGGUCUGGCCGAAGCCUUCAACAAAACUCUGGUUCAGAUUUUGAAAAAGACAUUAACCAGUAAUACGAGACACUGGCACGAACAAUUGACAGAAGCUUUGUGGGCUUACCGUACCACAUACCGAACACCGACACGGUCGACACCGUUUGCUCUGGUGUACGGGUCCGAAGCCGUACUUCCGCUCGAGGUACAACUUCCCUCUCUCAGAAUAGCAAUUACCGACAAAAUAACCGAAGAAGAAAAUGCAAGGCUGCGACUCGAAGAACUUGACAGUUUGGAGGGUAAGCGCCUACAAGCUCAACAAAAUCUGGAGCUGUAUCAGGCAAAGAUGAUACGGGCCCGCGACAAGUUGGUUCGUCCAAGGACAUUUCAAGUCGGCGACCUGGUCUUAAUACUCCGAAGACCUAUCCUGGCACACCGCAAAAUGGGUGGAAAAUUGGAAAAACCCGUUUGUGGUGAACUAAAAGGAAUAAUCGAUGAAGAUGUAGAAGGUAAGAUCAGGGAGUGCAAACUUGCGCGCGAGAGUGUGGCUGACGAUCGACAGAGAAUUUCGAAAGAGAACGAAGGUGUUUUGUCGAGAGCAGGGGGAGGCGAAUUAGACGUAUACGGGAGGGCUAAGCGGCUUCGUGCGGAGGAGAGGCGAGCGAGGCUUCGAUCGAGACUGGAGAAGGUGAGCGGGAGUGGGAUCGAGCGGUCUCGGUGCCGCGAGGAGGAGGCGAAUCAGAAGGAUGAAGCAGGCGAGGGUUUCGGUACAGAGGAGGAGGGGAGCGGGGGUGUUCGGUCGAGCAAGGAAGGAGGCGGGAUCGAACGCGAGGAAGCCGAGCAGGAAAUGCGAGCCAAGCAGGAGGAGGGAGCCGGGAUUGAGAGAGGAAGAGGAAGCUGGGUUGAUUACCGCCCUGCUGGAGUUUCUCCCGGUGCUUUCUACCGAUCAUUUUCCCUUGCAUAUAUACGGCUGGGUGCUUCCUUUGCCAAUAUUCAUCCAGAAGCGAUCAUCGUAGGCUAUGCUCGAUCGUCUGCAUCUUCUUCCAAAGCCGUCUAUUUGGUUUGA